AUGGACGAGGCGGGCAUCGCCGCCCUGCCGGGCAAAGGCGGCCGAGCUCCUCCGCAACAGCAGCAGCAGCAGCAGCAGCAGCAGCAGCAGCAGGCGGCGCCCCCGCAGGCGAAGGGCAGGGAGCUGUUCAGGAACCAGCGCAAGGAGUCAGAGGGCUCUGUGGACUGCCCCAACCUGGAAUUUGAAUAUGGAGACUCCGACUGCUGCGCUGCUGAGCUGUCAGAACUGUACAGUUACACGGAAGAGUCUGAGUUUGCCCUCAACAGGAAGUGCUUUGAGGAGGAUUUUCAAACACAAGUGAAGGACAAGCGAUGGACGGAACUGGAUUUGAGGCGGCAGAAGGCCUACGUGAUGCGGUUACUGGACGGGCUGGAGGUGGUGAACAGGGACAAGAGGCUAAAAGUUGCUCGUGCUAUCCUCUACCUGGCACAAGGUGUCUUUGGGGAUUGCGACACGGAAGCAGACGUCCUCCACUGGGCCCGGCACAACAACUUCCUGCUGUACCAGAUGGGAACGUUCACGGCUUUCCUGGAGCUGCUCAACAUGGAAAUGGCCAAUAGCCAGGCCUGCAGCAGCGCCCUGAGGAAACCGGCCAUCUCCCUGGCUGAUAGCACUGAACUCAGGGUGUUGCUGAGCGUCAUGUACCUGAUGGUGGAAACCAUCCGCGUGGAGGCGGAGAGCGACCCACCGAAGCGGAGAGCCUCCCGGGAGACGUUCAGGACCGAGCUGAGCUUCCCUGUGCACAGCGAGGAGCCCUUUGCGCUCUUGCUUUUUACCAUGGUGACCAAAUUCUGCAGUGGGCACGCUCCGCACUUCCCCAUGAAGAAAGUCCUGCUUUUGCUCUGGAAAGUGCUUGUGUUCACUCUGGGUGGCUUCGGCGCCCUCCAGGCCAUGAAGGUGAAGAAGCGCCUGGAUCUGGGCCUUCCGCCCCUGCCGGAAGACAGCAUCCAGGUCAUGCGGGGCAUGAGGGCCGCCUCUCCCCCGGCCUACGCCAUCGAGUUGGUGGAACAGCAGCAGCAGAAACGGGGGCACCGGAGCAGGAGGCCUCUGAUGAAGCAGGACAGCCUGGACAUCUACAACGAGAGGGAUCCCUUCAAGAACGACGAGGUGGCGGCGGACGAAGAGGAGGCCGACGAUAUCGAGAACGGCAUCAUCGAAGGCGAGCUGGACCUUCUAGAGCGGGACGUGGGCGUCCAGGCCGUAUCGGUUCCACACCCGCCUGCCGAGAGGGUCUCCUUCCCAAAAGGGCUUCCUUGGGCCCCCAAAGUCAGACAGAAGGACAUAGAACAUUUCCUGGAGGCGAGCAGGAACAAAUUCAUCGGAUUCACGCUUGGCCAAGACACGGACACCUUAGUAGGGUUGCCGCGCCCCAUCCAUGAAAGUGUGAAGACUCUAAAGCAGCACAAGUACAUCUCAAUCUCCGAAGUGCAGAUCAAGAAUGAGGAGGAGAUGGAGAAGUGCCCCAUGUCUUUGGGGGAAGAGGACGUUCAGGAGACACCUUGUGAAAUUCUCUAUCGGGUGAUGCUGUACAACUUGCCACAGUACAUGAUAGCCUUGCUGAAGAUCCUGCUAGCUGCAGCUCCAACGUCCAAAGCCAAGACUGAUUCGAUCAAUAUCCUGGCAGAUGUAUUACCAGAGGAGAUGCCGAUCACAGUCCUUCAGAGCAUGAAACUGGGGAUCGAUGUGAACAGGCACAAAGAGAUAAUUGUCAAGGCCAUUUCGGCAUUGCUCCUGCUGCUCCUGAAGCAUUUCAAGCUGAACCACAUUUAUCAGUUUGAAUAUGUCUCUCAGCAUCUAGUGUUUGCCAACUGCAUCCCAUUAAUUCUGAAGUUCUUCAACCAGAAUAUCAUGUCCUACAUAACUGCCAAAAACAGCAUAUCUGUCCUGGAUUAUCCCUCCUGUACUGUCCAUGAGUUACCGGAACUCAAUGCUGAAAGCCUAGAAACGGGAGACAACAACCAGUUCUGUUAUCGGAACCUGUUCUCCUGCAUCAACCUGCUGAGGAUUCUCAACAAACUGACCAAGUGGAAGCAUUCCAGGACCAUGAUGUUGGUAGUCUUCAAGUCUGCUCCGAUUCUGAAACGGGCUCUGAAAGUGAAGCAAGCCAUGAUGCAGCUCUAUGUCCUGAAGCUGCUGAAGAUCCAGACCAAGUACCUUGGGCGCCAGUGGAGAAAGAGCAACAUGAAAACGAUGUCUGCCAUCUACCAGAAAGUGCGCCACCGCAUGAACGAUGAUUGGGCUUAUGGCAACGAUAUUGAUGCACGGCCCUGGGACUUCCAAGCAGAAGAAUGCACUUUACGAGCCAAUAUUGAAGCCUUUAAUAGUCGGAGGUACGAUAAACCCCAGGAGUCUGAAUUUGCUCCAGUGGACAACUGCUUGCAGAGCGUGUUGGGGCAACAGCUGGAACUUCCUGAAGAUUUCUAUUACUCCUACGAACUGUGGCUGGAGAGAGAAGUGUUCUCACAGCCCAUCCACUGGGAAGAACUGUUAUGCUAUCAGUGAUGGCACCUGGGAAGUUCAACCUGAACCAAAUGCCAUUUCAGUCUCUCUAGAUAAUAGGUGCUGUGUCUGGGGGAAAAGAGGAAAUUCUUCCAUUUGGGGACCCUUAUAUCUGGCAGGAAACAUUUCACAAUGCCUGGGUUCAGACAAUCAGCGAAGGAGAAGACUUUACCGUGACUUCUUUUCCCCGCCCAGCGUGUGCUGC
Elgaria multicarinata webbii is the source of this 2704-nucleotide messenger RNA. It is a transcript of the gene STRIP2, whose product is annotated as striatin interacting protein 2. The transcript is spliced from 21 exons. Gene Ontology annotation, biological process: cytoskeleton organization. Lineage: Eukaryota; Metazoa; Chordata; Lepidosauria; Squamata; Anguidae. The record is from RefSeq and is a predicted model, not a curated record. Bases 1 to 2502 code for a protein of 833 amino acids. Gene Ontology annotation, cellular component: cytosol.